GUGGCUCCAUCUGGGGAGCAGUCGGCACUGGCCAGCCCUGGGCACCAUGGGCUCCAUCUCCAAAGACCUGAAGACGGCACUGGAGGUUUUUGCCAUCUUCCAGUGGGCUCUGAGUGCCUUUCUCAUUGUUUUAUUUGUGACCUUUUUCCACCUCUACCUGGUGGUGUUCACAUCCUACUGGCCGCUGACUGUGCUCACAAUUACGUGGCUGAUUUUUGACUGGAAGACCCCUCAGCAAGGUGGCCGGAGGUCAGCCUGGGUAAGGGGUUGGUGCCUAUGGAAACAAUACAGAGAUUACUUUCCGCUCAAGAUGGUGAAGACUCAUGACCUGUCCCCCAGCCACAAUUAUAUCAUCGCCACUCACCCCCAUGGGCUCAUGUCCCACGGUGCCUUUUGCCACUUUGCUACUGAGGCUUCGGGCUUCUCCAAGACCUUCCCCGGCAUCACCCCAUACCUGCUCACCUUGGGAGCCUUCUUCUGGGUGCCCGUCCUUAGGGAAUAUGUGAUGUCUAGUGGAGCGUGCUCUGUGAGCCAAGCGUCCAUGGACUACCUGCUGACUGGCAAAGGCUCAGGCAAUGCUGUGGUGGUAGUGGUGGGAGGCCUGGCUGAGUGCCCUUAUGCCAGGCCCGGCUUCUCCAAGCUUGUCCUGAAGAACCGUAAGGGCUUUGUGCGCGUGGCCCUCCGGCACGGGGUGGCCCUGAUCCCUUCCUAUUCCUUUGGAGAAAAUGAGCUCUAUGGUCAGCACAUCUUCAGGGCAGGAGGCUGGGUCCAUCGCUUCCAGGAGUGGUUUCAGAGCCUGGUGCACAUCUACCCCUGUGCCUUCUACGGCCGAGGCUUCACCGAGAACUCCUGGGGCCUUCUGCCCUACAAGCGGCCCAUCACCACUGUCAUUGGGGAGCCCCUACCGAUCCCCAAGAUUGAGAACCCGAGCCAGGAGACAGUGACCAAAUACCACACCCUAUACAUCAAGGCCCUGCGGAAGCUGUUUGAUGAGCACAAGGCCCAGUAUGGCAUCUCGGAGACUCAGGAGCUGGAGAUUGUUUGAGAGCUGCCCACCUGCAAGCUCCCUGACUUAAGAGGGAGUUGUUGCACUCAGGGGAUCUGUGGGAGGACUUGUGGGACAUGCGGACUCUGGUAGGGGGCAGACGGGGCCCGAGGGAGCUUGGGCCGGGGACUGUUUGAGCUCUUCAUACCCUGAUGGCUGGAGCUCCAACCCUGGGCUCGUGGAGGCAGAGAAGUGGCACAGGGCCAGGCAGGG
This is a messenger RNA of Dromiciops gliroides (monito del monte), 1258 nucleotides long. It is a transcript of the gene AWAT2, whose product is annotated as acyl-CoA wax alcohol acyltransferase 2. Gene Ontology annotation, biological process: lipid metabolic process. NCBI's taxonomy places the organism in Eukaryota, Metazoa, Chordata, Mammalia, Microbiotheria, Microbiotheriidae. The coding region runs from base 47 to 1045 and encodes 332 amino acids. The record is from RefSeq and is a predicted model, not a curated record. Gene Ontology annotation, cellular component: endoplasmic reticulum membrane. Gene Ontology annotation, molecular function: retinol O-fatty-acyltransferase activity. The transcript has 7 exons.